Messenger RNA from Pogona vitticeps (central bearded dragon), 1817 nucleotides. Its product is annotated as stromelysin-1. The record is from RefSeq and is a predicted model, not a curated record. Gene Ontology annotation, biological process: collagen catabolic process; extracellular matrix organization; proteolysis. Lineage: Eukaryota; Metazoa; Chordata; Lepidosauria; Squamata; Agamidae. Gene Ontology annotation, cellular component: extracellular matrix. Gene Ontology annotation, molecular function: zinc ion binding; metalloendopeptidase activity.
GCCAAGCAGCCACCGCCAUGGCAGAAGGGGGCAAAGGCUGCCCUCCAGCGCCGAAGAAAUGUGAGGUAUAUAUAGAGAGCAAUUGUGGAGCCACUCAGAUUAAUCCAUUGGCAGAGGGUGAAAAGAAUUCUACAGCUCCACAGCUGGCGUUUACAGAAGGGAAAGCCAAAAUGAAGAGGUUGAUACUCACGGUCAUACUCUAUGGAGCGCUGUCUUCUGCUCUGCCCCUCCUGCAAGAACCAGCUGCAGCAAAGGACUUGGAGCUUGCCAAGAAAUACAUGGAAAGAUACUAUCCUGAAUCACCAUCAAAACCUGUCAUAAGAAGCAAGGGCAUCAUUGACACAGAAAAAAUACGACAAAUGCAGGCAUUUUUUGGGUUAAGUGUGACAGGAAAACUCGAUACAGACACUUUGGAUGCAAUGAAGAGACCCAGGUGUGGGGUGCCUGAUGUAGAGGAAUAUAACACCUUUCCCGGGUCUCCAAAAUGGGAAAAGAAAGACCUGACGUAUAGUAUUCAAAACUACACACCAGACAUGAAUCCAGCUGACGUAGACCAUGCAAUUGAGAGAGCCUGGAAACUGUGGAGCGAUGUGACCCCACUGACCUUCAAAAGGGUUUAUGGAACUUCUGCAGAUAUAGAGAUCUCUUUUGCUGCUGGACCUCAUGGAGACUUUAUCCCCUUCGAUGGACCAGGUCAGCAACUGGCUCAUGCAUUUUCACCUGCAUUUGGUGGAAAUGCCCAUUUUGAUGAGGAUGAGAAUUGGACAAACGAUCUGAAAGGAAUCAACCUUUUCAUUGUGGCUGCUCAUGAGUUUGGCCACUCCCUGGGUCUUAGGCAUACCAAUGUUUUGGACGCUCUGAUGUUUCCGACCUACCAAACAGUGGACCCCCAAAACCUAAGGCUUCAUACGGAUGACAUCAAUGGCAUACAGUACCUUUAUGGAACUCCUGGAGUUGAUAAUGAUGAUGACACAUCAGGAAACUCCCCAUCGCCAACAAAUAUUCCACCAGAGGAGCCCUCAACGGACAUGUGUAACCCCCAUCUGGCCUUUGACGCUGUUGCUAGUCUACGAGGGGAGACAAUGUUCUUCCAAGGCAGCAUCUUCUGGAGGAUGAAUCCUCUGAGACAAGGAGUUGAGAAAAGUCCUAUUUUUGCUUUCUGGCCAACUUUGAGCAGUGGCAUAGAUGCUGCUUAUGAAAAUGAAGAUGCUGACACAGUCUUUCUAUUUAAAGGAGAAAGGUAUUGGGCUACCAAGGGAAAUAUUAUUCAGCCGUAUUUCCCUAAAAACAUCCAUACUCUGGGCUUCCCCAGAAGCGUGAGGAAAAUUGAUGCAGCUGUUUAUGAUGGAAGGUCAAAGAAAACCUAUUUCUUUUCAGGACACCACUAUUGGAGAUAUGACGAAGUGAAGAAUUCCAUGGAGCAAGGCUAUCCAAGGAAGAUAACAGCUGAUUUCCAUGAAAUUGGCCCCAAGGUGGAUGCAGCAUUCCUCCGCCAUGGGCAUUUGUAUUUAUUCAGUGGCUCAAAGCAGUAUGAGUUUGACAGCAAAACCAAAAGAUUUCUUGGCAUAAAGAAGAGUAAUAGCUGGCUUGGCUGCUACUGAUGUGAGAAUAAAAAAAAGACGUCGUCAAGAACAACAAACUUCAGGCUUCGUUGUGUGUCGAGCAACAAAUGAUAUCUGGGUUGCGCAGAUCUGUCCUGUAGUUUUGAGCCAAAGAUAAAAUCCAGACACUGAGGAAUAUUUUCAAGAAGAAGAAAGGCUCAGUCAACAAAUAUUUAAUAUAAAUUAUUACCUCAAAUUAUUUGCUAAUUUCUAUGU